GGCAGUGUCGCAGAUCGAUUGCGUUCGAUCGGUUAACGAGCAUUGGAAGUUAUUAGGAAACCACUUUCUGUCUUUCUGUGCGCCAGAUUCGAAGUAAAAACGGUGGUGAUUGAAAGUCUCGUACCCAUUGGAUCUGGACACGAGAACAAAGUACUUGACACUUCUUGUCGACGAUUUCGCGCGCAGUGGGUCCGGAAAUCUGCGAUAUGUCGCGCCAUAUGUUGCCUUCCUCGUCGUGAAAUUAUCGCCUACGUGACUCGUUACGUAGAAAAAUUAUUAAAUCUCGUCUAAAAAACUUAUCGUCACGUGGCAAUUAACUUGAUUUCAUUCUAGUAAUUCGAAUCACCCAUCCGUGUCAUCAACGGCUUUUACGCGCUACGUACUUAAAAUACCGAUCGAGGAUUCCGAUUAAUUCGAACGCAUUUCCAAUCACACUAUUAUCGACGCCCUAUAAAAAUUAUUCCGAUUAAUUAAGGGAUCCCAAGCGCAUAUAUACAUACACAUACAUAUAUAAAAAUCUGAUUUCCGCAGGCAGAGAAAGGGAGAGAGAGAAAGAGAGAGAGAAAGAGAAAGAGAGAGAGAGAGAAAAGGAAAGAAAAGAAAAGAGAGAAGGGAAAAGAGACGCGAGUACGAAGAAACGGGAGAAAGCAGAGGAUCGGUUCGGUUGAUGACCAGGUGUAUCUCGUCGACGUAGUGACAGUGUCCUCGAAUGCGUAUAUGGACGAGGUCGCCACGAUGACCGUUCCACCGACACUGCCGGCCAAGACUCAGCCCCCGAGUCAGGUUGCCCGACAGACUGUGUCAAUCCGGACUGUUUCCAAUCCCCCCACAGCUCCUCUGAGCACAGGGGCCGGAGCAACGGUAUUCGUCGGUCUGGCAGCUCCUGGCGUCGAUUCCUCGGCGGCCUGCAGAAGAAGAAUCCCGGAAGUGCAAGCCGCGAACGGGUACGGUAAGCAGAGUGGCGUGAAGUCGGCGCAGAGCUCGCAGAACCAGCACCAACAACAGCACCAACACGCGCAACAGCAACAGCAACACCACUACAACAAUCAUUAUCAGCAGCAACAGCAGCAGCAGGCGGCCCAUGUGGUGAAAAUCAAGAUCAAUCCGGAUGGUGAGAAGAACGGAAGGGUGAUAUCGACCGUACGAUUGACGCUGGACGAGAAGGUGGUCGGGCACGAAGCCGAGAAGGAGAACGGGAUCGCGUGCGAACGUUCGGGCAAGCGUGACGGUGGUGUGGUCGUGAGUGCGACGAAUCUGGUGAACGAGCAGCGUUGUGGAAGUGGCGGUGUCGGUGACGGCUGUGUGAGGAUCAGUGUCGGCUCGAACGCCUUCGAACGCAACAACAAUCACGAUAACGGUAAUUUACGCAAGGACAAGCGCGAUCGGAGCCACGAUAACACCAACGAAGAAAAAGAUAUGGUACUGCACCGUGAAACGUCCGUCGAGCCUCCUAUGAACGCCUCCUCCCCCAAUAAUAAUCGUUCCACCGCCUGCUUCUACUACAACUCGUAUCCCGGCCAAUUGAACGGGAUGGUGAUUUCCAGCGGCCAAUGCUCCCCCAGCGACACGUUGGACAGCGGGACCUGCAGCGAUCUGGACGGCACACCGCCGCCUCUUCCCAAGAAGAAGAACUCCAGUACGGUUAUCCUUGCCAGCGAUCAGCACAAUCGUACAGGCAGUUUGACCAGCAGCGGAGCGGAAGUAGACAGCGACGACAACGAGAGCAACAUCAGCUGCGAUUCCUUGAACGGUGGCGAGUUGACCGACAGAAUAGCGAACGGUGGCAUUAACGGGAACGAGGCUGGCAGGCCAUCCUUGGAAUUUCCAGAACGCUCGGAGAAUUGCCGUCUGAAGAACGGGGUGGAUCGUGAGAAGUACAGGGACACGGAGACCAUCUUGGCGUUGAACCGGCUCGACCUGUCCACCGAUCAGAACGAGGAAAAUCGAACUCACGAGGAGGAAUCGAGCGCGGCUACCUCGAGCCCCGAGAUCGACUCGAGUUCUUGCUCGACCAGAGCCUCCCCCAGCGUGUCCCCCUCGCCGUCCGGGACUUCCUCGUUGUCGAAAGCCUCCUCAACUCCGAGGAUCAGGAGUCCGGUCCUGGCCACCGAGCAGAACGGCAGGCUAUCGUCCCCGGUUGUGAAGGAGUGCACUUACGAGGAGAGGAAGCAGGAGCAGGAGAGGUUGGAGCAGGAAUCAGGUGACGUGGACACCAGCGUCAACCCUUUGACCGGGAAGAAAUACGUGUACGAGUACGACAGGUUCUAUAAGUUUCACAUAAACGAGUUGAAGGGGAACAAAGACAGUGGUAGGGGUGUGGUGUUAGGCGAUAAGGACACCGACGAGUGUUUCGCCGGUUACAAGAUCCUCGAGAAGGAAGCCAUACGCAGUGCCAAGGGAACUGUGCGCGGUGUCAAAAACAGGGUUCGCGCUGGGAUCGCGACGUUCCUUCAGAAACCCUCUUCUCAGGCGUACAUAAAGAAGGAAUUGGGUAAAGUGGUAGUAUACACGACGACCUCUGGUAUCGUGAGAAAAACGUUCUACAAUUGCAAGAAGGUGAAGCAAAUCCUGAGGACGCACAUGGUCAAAUACGACGAGCUAGAUUUGUUUGGGGACGCUGAGCUGCAAACAGAGCUGAGAGAUCGCUUGGGCUCCACGGUGAUACAGUUGCCCCAGCUUUUCAUCGAUGGGCAACAUAUCGGGGGAUUCGAUACCGUGGAACGACUCAACGAAUCCGGAGAAUUAAGAGAGAUGCUUAAGCCCUACCAGAGCGAGGACGCCUGCACAGUCUGCCUGUUCUGCGGAGGUUAUCAGUGGCAGCUGUGUCCUGUUUGCAACGGAAGCAAGAGAUCCGUUCACCGCAACGACUUCACCGCGGAAUUCGUCGCCUUGAAAUGCGCGAAAUGCGACGUGAACGGUCUCAUCCGAUGCCCCCAUUGCUGAGCAAAAAAAAUAAAAAAAUAAAAAAAAAAAAGAAAGAAAAAGAAAAAAAAAGAAAAAAGAGAAAAAGAAAAAAAAAAUAAAACGAGAAACAUCGUCAUACCUGGCAAUUGGCAUCGAGAGGAAUCCGCUACCCUUACGCUGCCCUCCCUGUCUAAGACUAAGGUGCUACGAGAAGUAUAUCGCAUGUUGAAUGUACACGUCACGGUGGGUUACACGUUCUCGCGAGAGAUCACGAUUAUUCGAGAUCGGCGUGCAAACGCUGCCUUCAGUCUCUCGCUCUCUCUCUCUCUCUCUCUCCCAUUCUUCCUCUUUUCGUUUCGUUCGAAGACGAAAUUGGAGACGAAUCGUGGAAGGGGAGAUUUCGAGUAGGAAGAUUUACGAGAUAAAAUGGCGUUCGCACGCACGCAUUUUGAAUAUCGAGUGACGCGAUGAUCGCGAGAUCUCUCGCCAUGUGAAUUGUAAAAUAUCGACUAAUAAAACUUAUCUAUAAUGUUUUGUAACAUGCAAUUCGUGAGUUUGUUUUUUUGUUUCUUUUCUUUUCUUUUCUUUUCUUUUUUUUUUUUUUCGCAGACCUGUAUUACUCCUUUCCCACUUUGGAAUUUAAAUUUCUUCUACUUCUGUGGCCUAUUUUUGUGAAUAAGCGAAUUUGAAAGAGCGAUUAUGAUGUAAAGAUGUUUAGAUAAUUGAUUUAAGGAUUCGAUUUUUAAUGUAAUUAAUAAAGAAGAAUUAUUGUAUCUUUC
Molecule: messenger RNA, 3683 nt
Organism: Apis laboriosa (Himalayan honeybee)
Lineage: Eukaryota; Metazoa; Arthropoda; Insecta; Hymenoptera; Apidae
Exons: 4
Coding region: 718-2943 (741 amino acids)
Biological process (GO): sensory perception of sound
Source: RefSeq, a predicted model, not a curated record